Oncorhynchus gorbuscha (pink salmon) is the source of this 2637-nucleotide messenger RNA. RefSeq names its product mimecan-like. NCBI's taxonomy places the organism in Eukaryota, Metazoa, Chordata, Actinopteri, Salmoniformes, Salmonidae. The transcript is spliced from 6 exons. The record is from RefSeq and is a predicted model, not a curated record. Gene Ontology annotation, molecular function: protein binding. Bases 247 to 1119 code for a protein of 290 amino acids.
AGAGGAGGUGUUUUCCUCUGUCUAAACUUGCAACCAAGGGGUUAAGGUCUGUUCCAUAAACUCUCCUGUGCUUCAAGAAUCUCCUUGUGCAGGCUUUAAAUACUGAUUUGACCAAUCACAUUUUACACACAGCCUGCCACUGAGAAAAUAACUUACUACUACUACUACUACUAGCCCAUAGCUUGCACUGCCUCCUCACACUUUACCACAGCUUCCAGCUAGGUAACACACCACAGCACAGACACGAUGGGAACUGUGAGAGUGUUACUCUUCGUCGUUAUACUGUCACCGUGGGUGCUCUCCUUGACUGGGAAACACCAGGAUUCAACGCUCCGACUGAAACACCAGGAUGUAUUGUCCGCUAGAGAAGUUUAUCUGGAAGCAAGGAGGUCUAAGAGAGAGGCAGCAGCGUUGUGGCUGGGAGAGGACUAUGACUCCAGAAUGGUCUUCCUGCCUGCUGAUGAACCAGACGAUGCCCCAGCCUCAGAGCUGCCCACAUGCCUGCUGUGUGUGUGUCUGACCGGCUCUGUGUACUGUGAGGAAGUUGUUCCUGAGAUGACUGCUGUGCCAACCCUGCCCAAGGAGACUGCCUACUUCUACGCCCGCUAUAACAAGAUCAACAAGAUCACCAAUAAAGACUUUGCAGAUAUCGUGACUCUGAAGAGGAUCGACCUGACGGGAAACCUGAUCUCUGAGAUCCAGGACGGAGCGUUCUCCAAGCUUACCCUAUUGGAGGAACUCAAUUUGGCUGAGAACCAUCUGGUCAAGCUGCCCAUGCUGCCUGGCAAGCUCACAACCUUCAACGCCAACCACAAUCAGCUCAAAACCAAAGGGGUCAAGGCCAACGCCUUCAAGAAACUGAGGCAGCUGGUUAACCUGUUCCUCGGAGACAAUGAGCUGGAGGCCGUGCCAGUGAUCCCUGAGAGCGUCCGCAUUAUUCACCUACAGAACAACAACAUCACUGAUGUCACCUCCGACACGUUCUGUAAUGGCAACAACACGUACUACGUCAGACCCAACCUGAUAGAGGUGAGGUUGGAUGGGAACCCAGUGCUGCUGUCCAAGUCCCCCGACAGCUUCACCUGCCUCAAGUCUCUGCCCGUCGGAAAGUACCGCUAAACAAAAUACUCCCUGGGGAAAUUUGUCCAAAAUUCCCAGGUUUUCCAGAAAUCCUAGUUCUUGAAUGAGUAGGGAAUAAACAGGGAAUCCGGAAUACUCCAAACAGGAUUUCUGUAUAACUAGGGGAUUUAGGAAAAGUUUUCCAAUGUUAAUGGACUUCCUGGUUAUUAAAUAACAUUACAGUAGUAAAACAGACAGCUUCUACAGGGCUUUCAGCCAGACAGACACAUACUGAAUAGAUUCAACGCAAUUCCCUAUUCUACUUGACGAAGACAAGACCAUCUGAUAUGACUGGUCGUCUACACAAUUACAUUCCAUUUCUGUCUGAAAGUUUCUUCUGUAAAAAAUUGUGCCCAGGUCUUUCUCAGUGUCUUUCAGAAGGCUAGUGGAUUGGGACUGAAACGUUAGCGUGUCACAUUAGCAAGCUACGUCAGGCUUCCUCUCUGUGUGGAUUGGGACUGAAACGUUAGCUUUUCUCAUUAGCAAGCUACGUCAGGCUUCCUCUCUGUGUGGAUUGGGACUGAAAUGUUAGCGUGUCACAUUAGCAAGCUACGUCAGGCUUCCUCUCUGUGUGGUUUCUGACUGAAUCUCCUUUACAUUUAGACUGGUCUUGAACAUAAACUUGAACACAUGAAUGAGCUCAAUGGUCUGAAGCCUUUGUAAAUACACCUUUUAUUCAAUGUCUGCUUCUGCAUAAUGUAUGAAUUAUGACUUCUUCAAAAUGUUGAGUCAAGCUUUUGGCUUUCUGAAUUCUGUGAAUUACCUUCAUGUAAACUGGUUCUUAAGUAGAAGUUGACAAUAAAUGUAUCUUUGAAAUACGUAGCCUGUAGUAAUGUGAACCUAAUGUGUCUCAAAAUUGUAAGCUUUGAUAUUGAAAUGGUGGAAUCAGAGAUUGUAUGAUCCUUUUCUAAAGUCCUUUUAGAAAAGGAUCAUUAGGAAUUAUUACCUGUGGUUAUUACCUGUGGUUAUUACCUGUGGUUAUUACCUGUGGUUACUACCUGUGAUUACUACCUGUGAUUACUACCUGUGGUUAUUACCUGUGGUUAUUACCUGUGAUUAUUGCCUGUGGUUAUUACCUGUGAUUACUACCUGUGUUUAUUAUCUGUUAUUAUUACAUGUGGUUAUUACAUGUGGUUAUUACCUGUGGUUAUUACCUGUGGUUACUACCUGUGGUUAUUACCUGUGGUUAUUACCUGUGGUUAUUACAUGUGAUUAUCACCUGUGGUUAUUACCUGUGAUUAUUACCUGUGAUUAUUACCUGUGAUUACUACAUGUGAUUAUUACCUGUGGUUAUUACAUGUGAUUAUCACCUGUGGUUAUCACAUGUGAUUAUCACCUGUGGUUAUUACCUGUGGUUAUUACCUGUGGUUAUCACCUGUGGUUAUUACCUGUGGUUACUACCUGUGAUUCUGACCUGUACAGUAAAACCCCCAAAAUUGUAUUUGACCGUGGCUGUGUUUUUAUAUAUUUUAAUAUAAUUAAAAUACUUGUAAAAAUUAAACCCUGCAUGAACGACAA